GAUAGUUUUGUCAGCUACAGAUUUCCCUCUGAAACUGCAGAAGGCAGACAGACAGUUUCAUUAUUUUGUUUUGUCUGCUGCUGAUGUUCCCCUGUGCAGUAAAUCUGCAUUAUUGGGUACCAUCAUGUCGGAUACAUGGAGCAACAUCCAGGCACACAAAAAGCAGCUGGACUCUCUGCGAGAGAGGCUGCAACGAAGACGCAAAGACCCAUCUCAGCUCGCAAUAGAUGCGCUGGGCAGUGAAGGGACGUCAGCUCGGAGUGACAGCCCUGUCCCGACCGCUCAGAGCACCCCCAAGGUAGAGGUGGAGGAGCGACCCCCGGACCCCGAGCUGGAGCAGAGGCUGCUGGGAUACCUGUCUGAGCUGCUGUCCCUGCCGUCCGACUCUCUGACCAUCACUGAUGACCUCAGCACGCCAGAGGCGCCGGUGUCCCACACCAGCAUCCAGAGUCUCCUGCUCAAGUUCUCCGCCCAGGAGCUCAUCGAGGUGCACUCGUCGUCCUCCUCCGCACCCUCCUCGUCCACCUCCACUGCCACCCCCACCACCACCACCAUCGUCACCUCCGUGGACCACCCCAAGCUGUGUGCCAUGAGGGGGGUGCUGGCCCAAAGGUCGGGGGUCAAGAGGAAAGGGGACGACGCCGGCAUCGGCGGCAGUUCCAGCAGCGGCGCCAGCGGGGCAAGCAGCAGCCUCAAACACGCGUCGGGCUCCGCCCCUUCCCCUUUACAGGCGCCCGUGUCAUCCGUCACGCCAGCAGCCGGGCCGCCUGAGUGGAAGGCCGGGGCCCGGGGAGGCGGGCCGGAGAAGAAGAGCCGAACCAGUAAAGGGCAGACGUCACACCUCGACAUGGAGAUCGAGAGCCUGCUCAACCAGCAGUCCACCAAGGAACAGCAGAGCAAGAAGAUGAGCAGGGAGAUCCUGGAGCUCCUGAACACCAGCUCUGCUAAGGAGCAGUCCAUCGUGGAGAAGUUCCGAUCGCGCGGCCGAGCGCAGGUGCAGGAGUUCUGCGACCACGGAACCAAGGAGGAGUGCACGCGCUCAGGAGACACGCCACAGCCCUGCACCAAGCUGCACUUCAGGCGCAUCAUCAACAAGCAUACAGAUGAGAGCCUGGGUGACUGCUCCUUCCUCAACACCUGCUUCCACAUGGACAUCUGCAAGUACGUCCACUACGAGAUCGACGCCCCGGCUGAGGUGGAGGUGGGCCCCCACGGGCCCCAGGCGCCCGGCACCGAGCUGGGCCUGCACUCCAGCGGAGACACCGACAGCAACGUCGGCAAACUCUUCCCCUCGCAGUGGAUCUGCUGUGAUAUCCGCUGGCUAGACGUUUCCAUUCUGGGGAAGUUUGCGGUGGUGAUGGCCGACCCGCCAUGGGACAUCCACAUGGAGCUGCCGUACGGCACGCUCACGGACGACGAGAUGAGGAAGCUCAACAUCCCCGCCCUCCAGGACGACGGCUACCUCUUCCUGUGGGUGACAGGCAGAGCCAUGGAGUUGGGCAGAGAGUGUCUGAGUCUAUGGGGCUAUGAGCGAGUGGAUGAGAUCAUCUGGGUGAAGACCAAUCAGCUGCAGCGAAUCAUCCGAACAGGAAGAACGGGACACUGGCUCAACCACGGCAAAGAACACUGCCUGGUUGGCGUGAAAGGCAACCCUCAGGGAUUCAAUCGUGGAUUAGACUGUGAUGUCAUCGUAGCAGAGGUGCGCUCCACCAGCCACAAGCCUGACGAGAUCUACGGCAUGAUAGAACGCCUCUCCCCUGGGACGCGCAAGAUCGAGCUCUUCGGCCGGCCACACAACGUCCAGCCCAACUGGGUAACCCUUGGCAACCAGCUGGACGGGAUUCACCUGUUGGACCCAGAUGUUGUAGCGCGCUUCAAAAAGGCCUACCCCGACGGGGUCAUCCACAAAAAACCCUAACACCAUGCCAAGGGUCAUGACCUAUGACCUUUCAAAUGGACUCACGGACUUUGAUCUCUAGUAGGACAGACUGACGCUUCCAGUUUUGCUGGAUGAACAUAGAAAAUGAGCAAACCUUUUUCUAAUGAUUUUUUUGUAUUUUUAAUAAAAUCGCUGAGGAAAAAAAAAUCUCACAUAUGCUGGGACUGUUGUUUUGAUACUGCAACAUUUUUGUUUAGUAUUUUUUAAAUGUACAUUUUCACUUAAGUAGAUGUCAUUUAUUUCACCGCUCUUGUGAUGAUUAUCAAGUUGCAUUGUGCAGCAAUGGGAGUCAAUCAACACACAAAAUCAUGAUAUCGAGACAUUUUAUUAAGUCAUGACCAUCAUCAAGGAAAACAUACAAUAGAAAACGGACAUUGAACAUGAAAAAUAUACCUCUUUGGGGUGUCUUUUUAAAAAAAAAAUACAA
Molecule: messenger RNA, 2366 nt
Organism: Engraulis encrasicolus (European anchovy)
Lineage: Eukaryota; Metazoa; Chordata; Actinopteri; Clupeiformes; Engraulidae
Gene: mettl3
Product: methyltransferase like 3
Exons: 11
Coding region: 125-1918 (597 amino acids)
Cellular component (GO): nucleus; RNA N6-methyladenosine methyltransferase complex
Molecular function (GO): mRNA m(6)A methyltransferase activity; mRNA (2'-O-methyladenosine-N6-)-methyltransferase activity
Source: RefSeq, a predicted model, not a curated record